AUGGCCGCAGACUCAACAUCCAUCCCUGCGCCCCUCGCUGAGCCCUCGUGGCUCCGAGGCCUGCCCUCUCCCUACUUCAAAGACACGCAUCGCAAAUUCCAGGUCGCCUGUCGCAAGUUCAUCCAGGAGCACCUCCAUCGCCACGCUCUGGAAUGGGAAACCGCCGAGGAUGUUCCCCCUCACGUCUUUGACCAGUUCGCCGCCGCCAAAUUCCUCCUCCCAGCCCUGCCUGCUCCCUUGCCUGCGCAGUGGCUGAAGAAGCUGGGUAUCACCCAUUUGCCCGGAGAUGUCCCUGUGGAGGAGUUCGACGCCCUUCACGGCUAUGUCUAUGCGGAUGAGAUGAGCCGCGCCGGUCUAGCUGGUCCAGCCGGCGCCCUCACCACCGGCAUCGCGUUCGGCGUGCCUCCCUUGCUGCACUACGCCGAUCCACAGCUCCAAGAGCGGUUCCUGCCCGAUCUGCUCCUGGGCCGCAAGCGAUCGUGUAUUGCUAUUACUGAGCCCGAAGCUGGCUCUGAUGUCGCCAACAUCACCACCACUGCCGAGCUCACCCCUGACGGCAAGCACUAUGUCAUUAACGGCUCCAAGAAGUGGAUCACAAACGCGUUCUGGGCUGACGUUGCCACCAUGGCUGUCCGCACAGGCGGUGAGGGGUCCGGCCCCGCCGGCAUCUCCCUCCUCGUCGUGCCCCUCAAGGAUCAGCCCGGCGUCAGCCGCCGCCGUCUCAAGGUCGCCGGCCAGGUUUCGGCCGGCACGACCUACAUCGAGCUCGACGACGUCAAGGUACCACGCGAGAACCUCAUCGGCGUCGAGGGUCACGGCAUGAAAUACAUCAUGAACAACUUCAACCACGAGCGCCUGUUUCAUCUCCGUCGGCGUGACAAAGGCAGUCCCGUGUGGCCCUCGCCUCGGCUUUUGCCUACUGCAUGA
Messenger RNA from Verticillium alfalfae VaMs.102, 927 nucleotides. Its product is annotated as acyl CoA dehydrogenase. Gene Ontology annotation, molecular function: oxidoreductase activity, acting on the CH-CH group of donors; flavin adenine dinucleotide binding. The transcript is spliced from 3 exons. Lineage: Eukaryota; Fungi; Ascomycota; Sordariomycetes; Glomerellales; Plectosphaerellaceae. The coding region runs from base 1 to 927 and encodes 308 amino acids. The record is from RefSeq and is a predicted model, not a curated record.